ACAGCUCUCAGUCGAGUCUGGGCGUGCAAGGAGGCAGCAUGUGUGCGCUUUAAUGUGUGCAGGACUACCGCUUGGAUUCUCCCGUCUUGGGCAACCGCUGCACUGAGGUCAAGCCGACUACUCGAAAGAGGCUUUGGAGACAACGUUGUAGAGGACGUGAGGUUUUCCCUGUCGUCUUAAUCGUCGCGCUCGCCGCCUUGCGAGCGUGACGCGGAGAAUGAUGCGCUUGCAAGAUGGCGAGGCUGAGAUGCUGCUAAGGCCCAGACCUUGACAUCAGUUGCACGAUGGGGAAUGUGGAGAGCCAAAACGGCGAGAGCGCCUUCCACGGCGUCUCCGCCGGACAUCUCUCCCGCAAGCACACGUCGUCGCGCUCUUUCUGCCUGUCGUCGGCCUCCAAGCGGCCGGCGGCCCGCCGCCCUCGCCAAUCGCUGUCGGCCAAGCAGCCCGAGCGCCACCGCAAUUCGGAGGCGUCCACACGCUCCUCCAGCACGCCCAGCAUCCCACGCUCGUUGGACGCUGCCCCGGACGACGACGCCGGCGGCCUGGCCCGCUUCGGCGCCAACCCGCACUGGACUCAGCGCGUGGCCAUGACCUUGAGGCCCGAGGAGCACGACGCCUCGGCCUCGCCCGCGCCGGGUGACGACGCGUCCAGCUUUAAGAAGAAGCGCUCCAAGUCGGCCGACAUGUGGAGGGAGGACAGUCUGGAGUUCUCGCUGUCGGACCUCAGCCAGGAACACAUGACCAGCACGGAGGAGAUGGUGGAUGGAGGCGAGGAAGAAGAGGAAGAGGAGCAGUUCAGCCGAGAGCCCAGAGGACCCAACGGUGUAGCCGAGCGCGCCUCAUCGCUGGACCACCUGUGCGGCCACCACGGCGCCAAGCUCAGGGGCCAGAGGGCACGGCGCAGAGAAGUCGAACAGGACGACGACGCCGAGACGGGGCCGACGUCUCCGAGCGAGGAGGACGGCGGCGGCGCAUACGUGGCUUUCACGCUCCCCUGCCGACGCUCGCACUGCCUCUCGGAGGGGCCGUCGGGGCAUGGCUCGGCGCCGGUGCCGCCUCAGCGGCCUGUUUUUCAGGGACGCCGUGCGCAAACCACGCAGGACAUCUCAUCCGCGCUGGGCGAAGGCAGCGAGUACGGCGACAGCGGCAUUGACGGAGUGACGGCCGAGACGGAGGCGGCGGCGGACGGCGAGCUGUUGUCCCGGCGCUGCAAAGCCAUGUCGGCGUCCUUCUCCGUGUACUCGGCCGUCGAGAGCGCCCUCUUCCACAACGGCAGCGACAGCGGAAGCAGCAGCGCCGGCGUGGCGGAGGCGCGGGGCAGCAGCGGAGGCGUCUACGAGAACUUCCGCAAGGAGCUGGACAAUCAAGUCUGGGCACACCGAGGCCAGGACCGCUUAGAGGUGUGCUCAGCAGUCAGCGACGAGCAGAGCAGCGGCACGCUCAGCAGCGCUUACCCGUCGGAGUCGGCGGUGGCGUCGGCCUGCGCCCACAGCACGGUACGAAAGGCGGGCGCGUUGGCUGUCAAGAACUUCCUGGUCCACAAGAAGAGCAAGAAGGUUGAGCCGGCCACCAGACGCAAAUGGAAACACUACUGGGUUUCGCUCAAAGGCUGCACGCUGUUCCUGUACGAGUCGGACGGUCGCUCGGGCAUCGACCACACCAGCGUUCCCAAACACGCGCUCUGGGCCGAGAACGCCAUCGUGCAGGCGGUUCCGGAACACCCCAAGAAGGAUUUUGUCUUCUGCCUCAGCAACUCGGCCGGAGACGCCUUCCUCUUCCAGACGUCAGGUCAGACGGAGCUGGAGAACUGGAUCACGGCGAUCCACUCGGCGUGCGCCGCCGCCCUGGCCCGGCAGCACCACCGCGACGACACGGUGCGCCUGCUGCGCGCCGAAAUCCGCAAGCUGGAGCAGAAGAUCGAUAUGGACGAGAAGAUGAAGAAGAUGGGAGACAUGCAGCUGUCCACCGUCACCGACGCCAAGAAGAGGAAGACCAUCCUGGAGCAGAUCUUCCUGUGGGAGCAGAAUCUGGAGCGUUUCCACAUGGACCUGUUCCGCUGCCGCUGCUACCUGGCCAGCCUGCAGGGAGGCGAGCCCCCCAACCCCAAGCGCCUGCUGGGAUUCGCCUCGCGCCCCACCAAGCUGGCCAUGGGACGCCUUGGGAUCUUCUCCGUGUCCUCCUUCCACGCGCUGGUAUCCGCGCGCACGGAGUUGAGCGUGAAGCGGCGCGGGCAAGCCACACCUUCUCGCACCUUCAGCAAACGCCGAAGUCGCUUCUCGUCGCUCUGGGGGAUCGACACCGCCUCCCGCAGGAAGUCCAAGGUGCCGCACCCCACCGUCACCCAGGUGUUUGUUGACGGCGUCGAGCCGGCCAAAGCCCCCACUGAACCAACGUAUGAAGACUCGGCCAGCGACAAAUCUAAGGAGAGGGAGAGCUCGGUGAAAAGUCUUCCCCAGCUGUCCUUGGACAAUGAGGUGUGGCUCCCUGAGAACCUGGCCCCCUCCUGGGUGUGCCUACCCGGCGACCAGCCCAUCUUGGCCGUGGUGCAGCCCGGUGACACGACGUUGGAGGUCCUCAGCGCCGUCUGCAAGAAACACACAUUGGACCCUUCUGGUCAUUACCUGCGCUUGAAGGUGGCCGUGGAUGACCGCACGCUCCUCUACGUGCCCAAACACGACGAGGACGUCUACGAUGUGCUGUACCAGGAGAUCGAGAUCUGCACCAAAAUCACCCGGCUGAUCCAGUUCGACCGAGCCGAGUCGUGCACGCUGGGCUACGGUUUCUCAGUGUCUGUUCUGGACGAGGAAGGCACCCAGCGGCUUCACAUCGCUGACGUCAAAGCUGGCGGACUGGCCUCUGCUAAAGGUGUACGAGCCGGUGACGAGAUCCUGCUGUUGAACGGCAAGCCGGCCGCCGCCCUUCAGAUGGACGACAUGCGAGCGGCGUUUGCAUGCCAGACCCUGACGCUGAGCGUGGGCGCCCUUCCCCACCUGGACCCCGCCACCCUGUGCCCGCCGCCGCCUCCCAGACGCUGCGACGCCGACCCAGCCGCCGCUGGCACCACCACUGACAUCUUCUCACAGAGCCAAGAGGACAUCCUGGACGACGUGUCGGGUCUGACCGUGGAUGACACUUUGGACGAGGGGGUCCCGCAGAGUCCGGGAGAUCCUCCUGCAGAGAAGAUCUAUGCGCACAAGAACGCGGAGCAGACGUCGUCCUUCAACCACCGCAGCCACCACGACGCUCCCGAGCGCCCGAUGUCGUCUUCCUCGUCCUCUUCGUCCUCCUCGUCCCUCUCCCCCAGCCCGGUGUCGGCCCUGCCGCCGUCCUGCGCUCAGCGUCAGCUCUCGCACGCCGACAAGCUGCGCAAAGUCAUCAGCGAGUUGGUGGACACGGAGAAGACUUACGUUAAAGACCUGCGUUACCUCAUCGAGUGCUACUUGACGCCGCUGCAGAAGGAGAGCUUCCUCACGCAGGACGAGCUGGACAUUCUGUUUGGCAACCUGGGCGAGAUGGUGGACUUCCAGGUGGAGUUUCUGAGGACGCUGGAGGACGGAAUCCGACUGGUCCCCAAUCUGGACCAACUGGAGAGAGUGGAACAGUUCAAGAAAGUGCUCUUCUCCCUGGGCGGCUCGUUCUUGUACUACGCCGACCGCUUCAAGAUCUACAGCGCCUUCUGCGCCAGCCACACCAAGGUGCCCAAGGUGCUGGCCAAAGCCAAAACAGACCCGGACUUUAAGGCGUUCCUGUCGGAGCGGAACCCCAAGCAACAGCACUCGUCCACGCUGGAGUCGUAUCUCAUCAAGCCCAUUCAGAGGGUCCUCAAGUACCCCCUGCUCCUCCGCGAGCUCUUUUCCCUCACUGACCCCGACAGCGAUGAGCACUACCACCUGGACAUGGCCAUGAAGGCGAUGAACAAGGUAGCGAGUCACAUCAACGAGAUGCAGAAGCUGCACGAGGAGUUUGGCGCCGUGUUCGAUCAGCUCAUCAGCGAGCAGAAGGAGGUUAGCGACCUAUCCAUGGGGGAUCUGCUGAUGCACUCCAGCGUGGUCUGGAUCAACCCUCCGCCGUCUUUGGGAAAGAGCAAGAAAGACCCAGAAUUGGCCGCCUUUGUCUUCAAAACCGCUGUGGUGUUUGUGUACAAAGACUCAUCAAAGCACAGGAAGAAAAUGAGCUCCGCGCACCGAGCGUCCAUGAACGAUGAGCGCGAUCCGUUCCGCUUCCGACACAUGAUUGCCACCCACUCGCUGCUAGUCCGCGCUCUCGCAAACUCUGAAGGCACGGCCGUGUGCGAAAUAGUUCACACCAGGUCGGAAUCCGAGGGGCGACCCGAGAGAACAUUCCAGUUGUGCUGCAGUUCCGCGGAGAGCAAGAAGGAUCUGCUGAAGGCGGUGCACUCCAUCCUCAGGGAGAAGCAGCGGAGGCAGCUGCUCAAGACCGAGUCGCUCCCCCUUAGUCAGCAGUACGUCCCCUUUGGGGGCAAGCGGCUCUCCGCCCUCAAGGGGGCGCAGAGGCCCGCUGUCAACCGAGCAGCUUCAGCGCCGUCCCGUUCUCUGGCUCGCAGGAAGUUGUUGCGAAACCGUUUCACCAUUGACACAGACCUGGCCUUGGACACGGACCCGGUCUUCAACAACAACAACCACCAGCGGGACCCGGACUCGCCUGCGGUGCCCCCCGCCGCUCCCUCGGCGCCGUCUCAGCCCGCGCCCUCGGAGCUGUGGCCAGAGCAGCGGUUCGACUUGCAACCGUACGAGAACGGCACCAAGGUGAAGGAAACGGACAUUUUGAGCGACGACGACGAGUACUGUAAGUCACGGCGCGGCACAGCGGCGCCCUCACAGACCAGCGAACUGGACGCCAAGAUGGACGCCAUGGAGAUCCGUGGCGUGCUGAAGGCGUGCGCGGCGCAGCGGGGGCCCGAGCGCGACACCGUGUGGGUGCGCAGGGACGACUUUGGCUGCAACAGCGACGUCUUCUGAUGCCAGCGCACGCCAAUCACCUGCCGAUCAUGUCUGACGGGACGCGCUGGCCACUUCUUUAGGUACACCCUCCCAUGAUGUGAGUGUGCGAUUUCUGCCUUUCCCCUCCGUGAGGAUUACUGAUGAGCCCUAUUUUCACUUUAGUGCAAGAAUCCUAUCCAGUUUUGAGUUUCACUUCAAAUUUCCAGAAUAUGCUGUUAGAGCAACAGCCCUAAUAAUUUCAAGUCUAGUAUUUAUUUUUGAAGGUUCUUUUAAAGGGAAGUCAAGUUUGUUUCCAAUAAUAUGUUGUGGAAUAUGAAUAAAGCAAAAAUCCACCUGUUUUUUCUGAGAUGCAGAAAAAAAGGUGUUUAAUUUAUAGUGUUUCACAAAUAUUAAUAAAUAUUAACAAUAGAUAUUUUAAUCAGAAUGUUGUGUUUCGACUUGACUUCUCCUUUAAAAGCAGCAGCCAUCAAAUAUUGUGAUGUUUUUCAGCCCUCGACCAAUUGUAAUUCACAACACUCUGCCGAGAAGUCGAUUUCUUUUGAAGGAUAAACCCAAAUCCACAGUCUACCAGCAAUAAUACAAGACGACCAAAGUUUCCGAGAUCAAAGUUGUUUGUCACCUCCAACUUCCAGAAUAUACGGUUAGAGCUAGAAGCCCAUUUCUUUUGAAGGAUAGACCCAAAUCUCUUUUCCAUUUUGAUGCAAGAUGUCCCAGGUAGUCGAGAUCCAAGGCAACCUCGAUUCAGAGCUUCCAGAAUAGGCUGUAGGCUUGUUGGAGAUCCCCGCUGAUUUUGAAGGAUAGACCCACAUCCACAGUUUACCAGCAGCAAAACUCUCGUUGCUUUUUAGCACUACCAGAUGACUUAUUUUUAGGGCCCUAAAGUCUAUUUUUCCACACAAAACCUUUGAACCUGUCUAUUUUUAUGAUUUUUUUGUUAGCACUCAAGGGCUGCGUGCCAUUCACUUUUGCCUGCAGGUGGUUCUCGGCCGCUAUUGAUUGGUCGGGAUGUUUAUAUUUAUAAGACCCAAAUGCUCACUUUUGAUAUGAAAUAUUUGUAAAACGAUACAGUUGACUUUAUUGCCUUUCUGCUCUCAUUGUUUACUACACAGUCUGCAGUGUUAAUGCACCCUCACACGCCUCAAAAGUUGAAAUUAGUUUGGCAGCUUGGUGUCAUCGACUAAAACAAGAAGAAGAAAACGUCACAAAAGUAAACAGGUAAACCACUCAAGUCAUGGAAUGUUAUUAAUAAAAGCGACAGAACCAAGGGCAAAAGAAUAAAAACAGGAAAUGGACAGUUGACACUCACCAAAAUAAAAGGGAAACCGAUAGCCAGUGGCAAUGGAGCAAAAACAAGUUGACAUGCCAAAGUAAAAGCAGAACGGGCAAAAGCAGUCGGACCAUAGCCAAACUAAAGUGCUUUGUGCAUAAAAUGUGAGCCCAUGAAGCAAAACAGGAAGUAGCAAGCCAACCAAAAUCUUAGCAACUUAGCUUAGCAACACUUGACAGUACCCUCUCGUUGUGUUUUAGGCCCAAUUUACAUGAAUGUCUCCAUUGCUAAAGCCAAUCAACUCCAUCUUGUAGGCCACGCCCCCUUUGUAACCUCAGCAAUGGUCCUUGUUUACUUGAAAGUCAUCCCUGCAGUGUCUCUUCUUGUCCACUGGGCGCCGCUGUUUCACCGUUUGUUUUGCGCUUGAGAACAAAAUGACAGUCGCUGACAGUGAGCCGCUUUUUUGUACAAAUAAUUGUGAUGCAUUUAACUUAGCAGUUAAGUUUUGGGACUGUGAGACACAAUCCCCUUUUGAUCGUCUUUGUACUUUUUGCUACACGACACGUGGAGUAUUAUCCUUUGUAUGACAGCAACAACAAUAAACUUUAUACAUUUA
This is a messenger RNA of Syngnathus acus (greater pipefish), 6844 nucleotides long. RefSeq names its product T-lymphoma invasion and metastasis-inducing protein 1-like. The record is from RefSeq and is a predicted model, not a curated record. Gene Ontology annotation, biological process: small GTPase-mediated signal transduction; activation of GTPase activity; positive regulation of axonogenesis. Gene Ontology annotation, molecular function: guanyl-nucleotide exchange factor activity; protein binding. NCBI's taxonomy places the organism in Eukaryota, Metazoa, Chordata, Actinopteri, Syngnathiformes, Syngnathidae. The transcript is spliced from 29 exons. The coding region runs from base 285 to 4979 and encodes 1564 amino acids. Gene Ontology annotation, cellular component: cytosol; synapse; plasma membrane.